Messenger RNA from Cladocopium goreaui, 1956 nucleotides. NCBI's taxonomy places the organism in Eukaryota, Dinophyceae, Suessiales, Symbiodiniaceae. The record is from the annotation of a GenBank genome assembly.
AUGGCUGCAGCAUUUCGCGGUCUUUUCAGCGGAGGAAGGCAAUCUGCCAACCGUGCUGACGUUGCGAAUGAAGACGGGCCGGCACCAGGAGAUGUGGUUGUGACUGGUGUUCCUGUGGAUUCCGAAGUGGCACAGUCUGAAGCGGUUUCUUCGGCUUCAGCGGCUGCAGCGUCUGUGGAUCUCACGGUGAUGACGCAGCAGGUGAGAGAUCAACGUGCUGAGAUUGCAGAGGCUUUGGUGCGCAACAUGAGGCAAUUCCGCCCCAACAUUUGCCUCCUGAGCAAUGACCAGAUCCUGCGGCACGCCUGUGACAUUGCCAUGGCUCCAGACUGGAUGCAGAACACCUACAACACUGAAGUGGACUUUACCUGGGCCUUUGCUGGCUUCAAUGUCCUGCUGAGCUCCUUCUUUCCUGGCGGCACCAAGACCAAGGCGGCUAUGGAUGAAGUGGCUGCAAGUAUGAAGUUGCCUGAUCCAUCGGUGGUGGACGAAGCCAAGAAUUUGCUGCAGGUCAUGCCAAUGCGUCAGAGCGUUCCCCCCCGCUGGCAAGUCAUUGCAUCUUGUGCCCGGGAGAUUCUGGACCAGUUUUGCGAAGUUACUCCCGCAGAGCAGGGCACCGUGUACACGGGGAAGAUUCUGCUGCUGCCCUUUGUGAUGAAUGGACAGGCCAGAGGCUAUGAUCUUCAAGAAGUCGAGGCAGACGGCUGGGCUGGGUGGGCCCUCCCGUUCAACAGAGACGAUGGCAAACUCAUGCACAUCACAAUCUACGCCAGGGAUUGCUUGCAUUUUGUCAAGGCUUUCCUGAACAAGUCUGGCUUGGGAGUCGGACGGUCUGAGCCUCGCAGCUUGCUUGCUCUUCAAGGGGAUGAGGAUGAGACGGUCGCCUUGGAGGCUCGCAACAAGAUGCUCCUGAAGAACAGCUUUUUCCAUGCCGCCUCCGAGCCGCAUCGUCAGGAGAUGCACAGGGCUGGAUUGCUCUUCUCAGCUGACAACGACAAGACCGUCCGCAACGAAAUGCUCUGCAUCCUUUCCACUUUGGAGCCUGGCUUUUCGCAGCUUGUGGACGGCGGGGUCGCAAUGACCAACUCGUCAAUUUGGGUCACAUCCAGCGGCUUCUUUUACGUGUUGCGUUUUGCACCCAUCCAGACGGCCAACAAGAAAUUCGUGACCCCGCUGUUCACAUUGAAGGCUGAGAUUGUGAAGGGGGACUUCGUCAACGAUGACUUCAUGGUCCGACAGAAAAGGGAAGUGGACGUGAUGUUCGCCGGGGGUGGAGCAGAUGAUUUUGGAUUGGUGUGGGAUGGCUACCAGGUGGAACGGGCUAUCGCAGUGAAGAAGAGCGGCACCUGCCACGUGGUGGCCUUGCAGCUUAUCCGCCGCUUGGAUGCUGUUGGCGCGCCCUACAGCAUCUGCGUUGCUCGAUGCCAGAGGGCUCCGGGAGGCCUCCACUUGGGAUUGCUGCAAGGAGGAGCCCAGCAGUAUUGCGUGGACACGAUGCGGCAGACCGGAGAUGCCGAGCAGAGCCGCGCUGCAGCACAGAAGGGCAGCGGCAAAAAAGGCUGGGGCAACAACAGCGGCUGGAGCGGCAACAGCGGCUGGAGCGGCAACAGCGGCUGGAGCGGCUGGGGCGGCUCUGGCAGCAAGGGCGGCUCUGGCAGCAAGGGCGGCUCUGGCGGCUGGGGCAAGCCAAGCGGGCACGGCACUGGCUGGGGAGCACCGUUAACCACGACCUUUCAAGGGCCAGUGCGUCCUGGCCCAGGGAUGGCAACUCAAGCGCCUCCUCAAGCAGCCUCUCAAGCGGCUCCUCAAGCGGCUCCUCAGGCUUCUGCGGCUCCUGAGGCAGAUCCAUGGGCCGGAUGGGAUACCAAUGACGAUGGGGGCAAUGAUGGGGACGGCAACGAUGGCGGGUACAGCGGCUUUGCGGAUCCAUCUGAUGCCUGGCAGACACAUCAAUGA